AUGGCUCCGAGCCCCAAGGAGCCUUCCUACAAGGAAGUCCUGACCCCGAGCAGCUCUGAGGCCCAAGGAUCCGUCCUACAAGGAAGUCCCGACUCCGAGCUGCUCCCAGCUGAAGGCCCGAAGCCCCAAGGAGCCAUCCUACAGGGAAUCCCGACUCCGGGCAGCUCCGAGCCCCAAAGAGCCGUCCUACAAGGAAGUCCCGACCCUGAGCAGCUCCAGGAUGGAGGCCCAAAGCCCCAAGGAGCCAUCCUACAGGGAAUCCCGACUCCGGGCAGCUCCGAGCCCCAAAGAGCCAUCCUACAAGGAAGUCCCGACUCCCAGCCGAAGGCCCAAAGCCCCAAGGAGCCUUCCUACAAGGAAGUCCCAACCCCGAGCUGCUCCCAGCUGAAGGCCCGAAGCCCCAAGGAGCCGCCCUACAGGGAAUCCCGACUCCGGGCAGCUCUGAGCCCCAAGGAGCCUUCCUACAAGGAAGACCCAACCCCGAGCAGCUCCAGGAUGGAGGCCCAAAGCCCCAAAGAGCCUUCCUACAAGGAAGUCCCGACUCCGAGCUGCUCCCAGCUGAAGGCCUGA
Molecule: messenger RNA, 570 nt
Organism: Monodelphis domestica (gray short-tailed opossum)
Lineage: Eukaryota; Metazoa; Chordata; Mammalia; Didelphimorphia; Didelphidae
Source: RefSeq, a predicted model, not a curated record